Messenger RNA from Megalopta genalis, 1358 nucleotides. Its product is annotated as general odorant-binding protein 28a. The record is from RefSeq and is a predicted model, not a curated record. Gene Ontology annotation, molecular function: odorant binding. Lineage: Eukaryota; Metazoa; Arthropoda; Insecta; Hymenoptera; Halictidae.
CUCCGACGUUUCGUUCACGAGUUAUCAACGAAAAAGCAUUGGCCAAUGAGAGGCGAGCUCGGCUGGCGCCAGCCUAGCGCCAGGCGCGCUCACCCCUCAUUAGCCCUCGUUUUUCUUUAAUAUCUCGUAAAUGACGCCUCGUAGAAAAUUUUUGUAAAGGAAAAAGUUGCAUCAAACGACCUCAGUAAUGUCGAGGGUAAGGCUAAAAACCGUUCAUACCACUUGUUCUCUCUAUUUUUCCCUCGAUCUGCGAAAUAUCAGCUUCAACAUAAAAAUAAAAAGGAAUCGUCGCGUUGUCGGAUUAUCUAUCGAAAGUUCCUCGAUUUCGCGUCGCCCCGGAUCUCGGAAAUCACAGACCGCGCGCGACAACCGUAACGCCGCAAUCAUCCGAUCCCCCAUAAUUAUCCCGUAAAGCCUCCGUUCCGUGAUUGCAAAACAAUCGUGUGACGCGACGCGAUUCUGACACGAGCCGAACACUAAUGAGAACGUUUCGGGUGUACUUGACUUACGGGCUUACGUAAAUCGAUUUAAAUCGUGGAAUUAUCUCGUUUCCUGUUGCACGGUGUCAGCUCCGAACACCUGGCCAUUCCGUGUCCCUAUAUAAGUGUCGUUCCCGAGGGAACCGCGAUCAUCAGUCGGCGAUAAAAAAAGAUAUCGACGAAAUCUCGCGUGUUCGUUGAGUUAUUUUUUUUUUAGUACCAUUGAUGCUGUUAGAAGAAUGAAGAGUGUCGUCGCUGUAGCUAUCCUAUUAGCCGCCGUGGCUUCGGUGCGCGGUAUAGACCAAGACACCGUGAUACCGAAAUAUAUGGAGUACCUGAUGCCGGACGUUCAACCAUGCGCGGACGAGUUCAAGCUGACGCAAGAACAAUUCACGAAUAUCCAGCGCGCGGGCGAAGUCGACCAGAGACAAAUGGGCUGCCUGAAGGCGUGCGUUAUGAAGAGAAUCGGCAUAUUGACUGGAACCGACUUCCACAUCGAGCCGAUCUACAAAAUGAUCAGCGUAGUGCACGCUGGAAAUGAUCAAGACAUCAAAGAUGUGACAGCGAUUGCUGAUGCAUGCGUGGCUGACAUCAAAGGAGAAACCGACGAGUGCGUCAUCGGCAACAAGUACACCGACUGCUACGUCGCGAAGAUUCUGGGUUAAAACACUUGCUCGCGAAAGUUGCCCCCAUGAGUUCUAACCGUUCGAUGUCAACCGCAUGGCACGAAAAUCGGUAAAAUAAAGAAAACGGAUGUGGAAAUUGAGCAUCGUGCGUCUUUUCUCGCCUUUCUCGUAGAAAAUUUAAUCUUCCUCUGCUACGCUCUGCAACGAUUAAUUUGUAUUCCACUGUGAACAAAAUAAACGCAUUCUAGAAAAA